CCACAGUCCUCCAGUGAUGACCGGCUACUUGGGAACAAAACACAGAAGAUUGCUCCUCCAAAAGAUGCCAGCUGCUUCUAAUCCAUCAAAUCAAUUUACUUUUGAGUGUUAAAAGAAGUGGUGGAUGGUUUAAUUUCCGGUGGAGUCCCUAAAGUUGCUCUCGGAGAAUCACCAUUAUUAAAAUCUGCUGGUGUUAGUGGGGGCCGGUAUGUGGCCCCCUGACCUCGGUCCUCCAGAUGUGCAGUUGACUCUUCCUGGUUUCGGGAGCGUGUUUGAAGAUGCCGAGGAUCUUCAGGCGCCUCUGUCCUCCGGUGGCUUCUGCCAGCCGUCCAUCAGCUCGGGAGGCCUCUGCUGCCUUUCCAGGACCUCGCUGUCCCUGUCCUCUCUGGGAUGUGACCUCAGCUCCCUGCUCAGCUGUAAGACCGCGGCACCCCACCUAGAAAAGACUGUGGAGGACUUUGCCAGCAAAGCUCAGACGGACCCCAGAAACGGUGCCCAGAGGUUCAGCUGCUUCCCUCAGCCCUCCUUUCCCGUCCCCUACAUGCUCACCAACUGCGCCACGUCUCCGUCUUUCGUUUCUCCACCGUCCUCCCUCUCCACUUCCUCCUCCUCUUUACCUCUGACCUCCUGCUUGCCUGCGUCUGAUAACCACCACAAAGUGUCUCAGCAGCAGCAGCACAAUCCACAGGAGGAGUAUUGCUCGAUCAAACAGGAGCCGGCAGAUGAUUUCACACCGUGCAAAAGGGAGCCAGUUCAAAUGAGCAGCCAGCAGGGGCCACUCUUCCAUCUGGGCCAGUCCCUGCAGGGUUACAGCGGUCAGGACGGCACCCGGUCACCUCUUCACUCCCCCGGGCCGCUGGGGCAGAGCCCCACGCUGGACCAGCAGGAGCAGUCGUGCCACUGGAUCGACUGCAGCGCCACCUACGGCUGUCAGGAGGAGCUGGUGAGGCACAUCGAGAAGGUGCACAUCGACCAGCGCAAAGGGGAGGAGUUUGCCUGUUUCUGGACCGGCUGCAUCCGGCGACACAAGCCCUUCAACGCCCGCUACAAGCUGCUCAUCCACAUGAGGGUUCACUCUGGAGAAAAGCCCAAUAAAUGCAUGUUUGAGGGAUGUUCGAAGGCGUUCUCUCGUCUGGAGAACCUGAAGAUCCACCUGAGGAGCCACACGGGAGAGAAGCCGUACAUCUGCCAGCACCCCGGCUGCCUCAAGGCCUUCAGCAACUCCAGCGACCGGGCCAAACACCAGCGCACGCACCUGGACACGAAGCCGUACGCCUGUCAGAUCCCGGGCUGCACCAAGCGCUACACUGAUCCCAGCUCGCUGCGAAAGCACGUCAAGGCGCAUUCUGCCAAAGGCCUGCAGGAGAGGGAGCUCAGAGGGCCGUCUGCAGCUUCUGCUAAGGUCCACGCUGUGCUGGAAUCUGAUGUUUUGAGUGAUUGUCUGGCAGGACAGCAUCUCCACGGCUCUGCAGCUUCCCACCAAGAGAACGGCUCACCUUUGCCAGCCUUGCACGACUUUGCAGGUUUGUAUUCAAAUAGCAGCACCACCCAAAAUAGGGGGAAUCCAGAGUUUUUACCUCCAUCUGCAGACACCUGCUCCAGGUACCCAGGCCUGGAGGGAAACUUUAACGCCAACAGUCCCAUAUCUUCACUGACCAGCCCGGGCAGCAUGCCAGAGCGGCUGGGCGCAGCAUCCCUGUUUGAGGCGGCCGACGGCAGCCGGGUGAGCUCCUCCACUGACAGGCUGGACGUCCAGCUGCAGGCCUUCCAGAAGACCUACAACCACCAACAGCAGGUCUUCUCACAGCAGCAUCAAGACUGUCUGUACGGAGAGGGAAAGGCGGGUCCUCCGGGCAGCGACGGAGGCUAUGAGUCUUCCAGUUACUUCACAAACCCGCCCGCCUCCCACUCUGCAGGGUUCGACUUGCUGCAGGACCUGCAGGGCCAGGCGGGGGGCGGUUACUCCAUGUCUGCCUGUCCAGACGACGGCUUCCUCUUCCAGGCGGGAGGUGUCGACCGCUGUCUGAGUCAGAUCUACUCCAUCUACCUGGACUCGUGAUCGGAAACCUGAAGCCAAAAAGAGUGAAGCGCUCCCACCGAAAAUGAGCAAAAAGCAGCACAAAGGAUGUGAGACGUUCAGGCACACCUACGACAGGCUGCAGGAGGGUGUUGUCAGCACUGCUCUUCUUUACAGAAGAGGCCGGUGGCAGUUUUAACCGAACAAAAUAUGACUGGAGGAUAAGAAACUGUGUGCAAAAGUGGUGGAUACGGAUGACCGAAGUCUGUCUGCAAAACCGAUGUAAAUAGCAGUGAAUUUUAUAUUCAGAGAUGACCUUAGCGUUUGUGAUCUGGAUAGAAGGAGCUAUUCACUUAUAUUUUGUGCUCUCCUAUUCACUUAUAUUUUCUCUCUGUGUCUUUCUCAGCAAUGUCAAACUCAACCAUGGAGGACAUUUCUGCAUUUCCAGCAGUAUAACACAGAGCCUCCCCGUCUGGGCUGAAUUAUCAUGUCAGCACACACUGAAUAAAACCAACGAAACAGAAAAGCAAUUUAAGUCCCCAGAGCACUUCGAUAAGACAAUCUAUGAUCUUUAAAUGCUAAGGUUGUAUUUGUUUGGCAUUAUGAGAAAUUUCCUCCGUCCCAUAUUUCCCAAAUGUUUCAUUAGAAGCAAAUUUACACGUCUAAGAUGGUUAGCUUAGCUCGCCAUGAAGAGCAAAACAAUCGGCUUGGCUUUAAAACUUGCUGGAACCCAUUUGUCUUUAGUGGGAAACGGUUCCAUCCACUUUCAUACAUAAGUAAAACUACUCUGCCGUGUCAUUGGUACAGCACGUUCCGGCCAACCGAGUUUUGUUUCCAGGUUGGUGCAAAGAAUGUUGGAAAUGUUGCCCGAAGUGCAAACAUUCAGGGCCCUGAAUGAGGGACCAGCUCCUGUCUUCAGGCUAAACUAACCAACUUCAGCUGUUCCUUUCAGUAAAUGAAAUGUCCAAGUAUCCAGCUUGUCCUGUUUUGUGUUUAAACUGCACUAAAGUGUCAUUGAGCAACCAGCGAGUUGUUUUUGGAGUUGAAGUUGCAGCAGUAAGCUGAAACACUGCUGCUCCCUCGUAUAAAUGAUGGUACAGAGCGUGUCCAGGUGAGAGACUCUGAUGAACAGAAGUACUGCACUAUUUGCUUUAAAAACAACACAGUGGCCCUUUUUUCUGUGUCUGCUAAAUGUGUUGAUGCUUCAGCUUGCUGUCUGUAAUGCUUAUUUGUGCUGUUUCUUGCCUGUGAGAACGAGAUGUAGGCCGUUUACAAUAUCCCCCCCUGCACCUUUUCUGUGUCAUCAUGAGGACUUUAGGAAAAUGUUUACACUGAUUUUGUUGCAGUUCAGAGAUUUCCUGUUGUCCCUGAGCAGUCUGUAGACUGUAUAAACAUGUGUCAGUCUUUUAUAUCGGAAUAAAAUUAGUAUUUUACAUUCGG
Menidia menidia (Atlantic silverside) is the source of this 3457-nucleotide messenger RNA. The record is from the annotation of a GenBank genome assembly. Lineage: Eukaryota; Metazoa; Chordata; Actinopteri; Atheriniformes; Atherinopsidae.